CUGCAUCGGGCCAAUAAGCCCAACAUGACCUCAUCACAGCUCACCCGGAAGCGGAAAUGUGACCGGCUGUCACGGAAGUUGAACUAGACACCGGAAGUGGCGGCGAUGGAUAGCGAGUAUUCAGACCCCGACCUGGCAGGCUUGGGAGAGAUGGAGAAUGGAGAGAAUGCACCAGUGUACUGCAUUUGCCGCAAGCCAGAUAUCAACUGCUUUAUGAUUGGGUGUGAUCAUUGCAAUGAGUGGUUCCAUGGAGACUGUAUCAACAUCACAGAGAAGAUGGCCAAGGCCAUUCGGGAGUGGUACUGCAUGACAUGCCGAGCGAAAUAUCCCCAUUUGGAGAUUAAAUACCGACAUAAGAAGAGCAAGGAUAGGGAAAAAGAGACGGAGAGGGACGAGAACGAAGAGAUGAUGAUGAUAAAGAGCGACAAGAGGAGGAAUAGCACCAGCAGUGUGAGUAAGCAACAGAUUAAACGUUCUGCAAGGAUGUGCGGUGAGUGUGAAUCUUGCAGCCGUACAGAGGAUUGCGGACAGUGUGAUUUCUGCAGAGAUAUGAAGAAGUUUGGAGGCCCAAACAAGGUCCGUCAAAAGUGCCGUUUACGUCAGUGUCAAGUGAGAGCACGGAAAAUGCUGCGUGUUAAGGACGAUGAACUUGCAGUGUUUAGGGAUACCCCAGAACCGCCCAGCCUUGCCGAAUCUCUCUCUGACGACGACCUUCCCCUGGAUCCAGAUCUGUAUCAAGAACUGUGUGCUGGAGGAGCUUUCGAUGACCAUAACUUGCCGUGGCUCAGUGACACAGACGACACGCCGUUUCUCGACUCUGUGCUGAGGAAGAGAGCCGUCAAAGUAAAGCACGUUAAGAGACGCGAGAAGAAGUCAGACAAAAAGAAGGAUGACAAGUACAAGCGACACAAGCAGAAGCAAAGGCACAAGGACAAGGCUAAGCAUUCUGAGCGCUUGGAAAACAGAGAUUACUCGUCACUGCGCCAGUGUUUGGGGCCAAGCUGUGUCCAGCCAGCGCGAGCCACCUCAAAGUACUGCUCCGAUGACUGCGGCAUGAAGCUGGCAGCCAAUCGGAUCUAUGAGAUCCUUCCACAGCGCAUCCAGCAGUGGCAACAGAACCCAUGCGUUGCAGAGGAACAAGGAAAGAAGUUGUUGGAACGAAUCCGCAGAGAGCAGCAGCAAGCACGUACAAAGCUUCAAGAAAUGGAGCGUCGCUUUCACGAGCUGGAGGGCGUAAUCAGCAAAGCCAAACAGCAGCAGAUCCGAGAGGAUGAAGAGACCAAUGACGGGGACAGCGAUGACACAGAUUUUCAGAUUUUCUGUGUGUCUUGUGGCCAUCCAAUUAAUCCCAAAGUUGCUCUGAGGCACAUGGAGCGCUGUUAUGCCAAGUAUGAAAGCCAGACAUCCUUUGGAUCAAUGUACCCUACCAGAAUUGAAGGAGCUACUCGUCUCUUUUGUGAUGUGUACAACCCACAGAGUAAAACCUACUGCAAGCGGUUGCAAGUUUUGUGUCCAGAACAUUCACGAGACCCCAAGGUGCCAGCAGACGAAGUGUGUGGCUGUCCCAUGACGAAAGAUGUAUUUGAGUUGACAGGUGAUUUCUGCAGGGUUCCAAAGAGGAAAUGUAACAGGCACUACUGCUGGGAGAAACUGCGCCGCGCCGAGGUGGAUUUAGAACGUGUCCGUGUGUGGUACAAACUGGAUGAACUCUUUGAACAAGAGCGCAACGUUCGAAUGGCCAUGACCAACCGAGCUGGACUUUUAGCUCUCAUGUUACACCAAACGAUUCAGCACGACCCUGUGACCACAGAUCUGCGCACUCACUCUGAACGCUGAGAAGCUUCCCUAUCUUACCUCCACAAAGGGAGAGAGGGCUUUGUAUUAAAAACUGAUAUUUCUUUAAACUUUUAUAAAAAAAAAAUUGUGCUGAGCUGGUGUUUAAAGAGACUGCAAUUUGUCCUGAAUUUUUCUUAUGUUUUACAUCGCAUCGUUUAUGUACUUGAUGGAACGUCAGUCUUUUAUCAGCCAUUUUUAAACAGAAUCUUUCAUUCUCAUAGACUGUGUUGAAUCGCACAGAGGAUUGUUUUUGUGGUCUGCCGAGAAUACGGUAAUUUCAUGGGUGUUCCAGUUGGCUCUUUAUUAGAAUACACUAGCUGAGAGAUUUUCAACUACAGUUUUCCACAUGAAUGUGUAUUGUAUUUUAUGAAAUAUGAAUCCUGUUAUUUUUUUUUUAAUAGACCACUCCAUGCAAAUAUG
Messenger RNA from Rana temporaria (common frog), 2256 nucleotides. It is a transcript of the gene CXXC1, whose product is annotated as CXXC finger protein 1. The transcript has 14 exons. Gene Ontology annotation, biological process: positive regulation of DNA-templated transcription. The coding region runs from base 106 to 1836 and encodes 576 amino acids. Gene Ontology annotation, cellular component: Set1C/COMPASS complex. NCBI's taxonomy places the organism in Eukaryota, Metazoa, Chordata, Amphibia, Anura, Ranidae. The record is from RefSeq and is a predicted model, not a curated record. Gene Ontology annotation, molecular function: zinc ion binding; DNA binding.